This is a messenger RNA of Seminavis robusta, 2093 nucleotides long. Lineage: Eukaryota; Bacillariophyta; Bacillariophyceae; Naviculales; Naviculaceae. The record is from the annotation of a GenBank genome assembly.
UAGCUAGCCAGUACGACUGUAGCUGGCACUUUUCACUGGUGGGAACUCACCUUCAACAGCUCCUUCAACUCACGAGCAUCGGCAGCACACUGCACCCCUUGACCCCUUCCCACACUACCAUACCUUCAAACCGGUGUGACUUAUAGUCCCCGCCAACCCAACAUCAAGAUGGCAACAUUGGGCGGUAGAUGAAUGAAUGCAUAGAUAGAUGGUGACUCGGAUCUGUUCGUAAAUGUCUCUGGUGGAGAUUGACUGUGUGGUCAAUCCAAUCCAAUCCAAUGCAAGGAGAGAAUCAGGGUUCGUGGAACCAACAUCCCUUCUUUUCCGCUCUGUUUCGGCGCCACAGAUAUGUGGUGGGCAUCCUCCUGCUUGUGGGAACAUUUGUCUUCUAUUGGACUGGCAGAUCCAUUUCCACACGAGGCACAGAUGCAAGUUGGAACCCUCAAGUGGAUACAGUCAAGUCCAUUUCCAACUUCAACAAGGCCGACAACCAUACCACUACUACCACCAACUAUGUGGACACCACAACUACUAUAACCAAAUCCACAACGGCUGUUGCAAGCACGAAAGAGGACUAUUGCAUUUGGUCGCCAUCGAGUCCACGAAAUUGUCAAAAAGUACUGCACGAUCGCAUUGCCCAACAAACUGUGUCGUCAUCCGCUCGCUACAGUUGGCUCUUUUUUGGAGAUUCCACUGUCGCACAGUUAUGGUACACAUCCUCUCUGCAAAACCUGCUGGUGGAUCUGGCCGUGACGCAACUUCAAGAACAAGAAGGCGCACAGUGUGUUUCUUUGUCUCAUACAAAUUGUCACUCUGUACGAAUUUCACAACAAUGCCAUUUGAAUCAAGCCUACAAUCUUUCCUUGCCCCGUCACUGGGAAUCACCCAGGCUGGGAGAAGGACCCGCCAAGAAUGCCACAGAUCCAACCGAAUUGUGUCUGGGAUGUCAUAGUUGUCACUCCAGUUUUAUACAAUGCAGCCCCAAUCGCAAUUCAUACAACAACACUCCAGCCUCCAAUAGAAAUAUUUGUCGACCCAUUCUGUAUGGUGGCUACAUUGCCAUGCCCUUUGCGCGCGAUGUCAUUCUCCAAACGCCACACUAUCGGACCAGUCAAGAAAAUUUACUGUUGGAAUACCUUACUACUAAUAAUCAACAACAAUCCAUUUGUGUGGUUCGCACGGGAUUGCACGACAUGGCAUUGCCCGACAUGACACAAUCCCUCUUUGUGUCCAAUGUCCAGUGGUAUCUCCGACUGCUACUGCGACGCGUGUGCGCCCAUGUGAUUUGGUUGCAAAAUACGGCACCCUCCGCCAACGCAACCAAAUAUCCACAGACAAUGGAACGGGUACGAGCGUACGACGAGGGAGUCUACGACGCGCUACAACAACCACUGAGCGACCAAGUGACCACUGUGGAUGUCUGGGAGGCAUCCUUGCAGGCACAACAUGCCGACCAUAUUCAUUUGACCAGUGAUUGGAAUCGAGCGCUUGGCAUGUUCUUUGUCAAGUUGGCCACCAAAUUGACGGUACCGUGACAUGUCAUGAUAGCUGGAUUGGAGUGCAAUAUAUGGUUCUGAGCCGUGAUUGGGGAGAUUGAAAGAUAGAAACGAGACGUAUUUUUCGACGUUGGUGGCCUACCGCGAAUACAUCAUGUUGGAUGGUGUCUCCAAUGCUGGUCUAGACUACGGUAGCUUGGCAAGUACCGUAGUUUGCCAGCCAUGAGAAGAUAGAUUCCAAGAAGGCUGCGUCUUGGAGAGGAUGUAAAUUGUUAUCGCAACCAUCAAAGAUCUUGUGAGUGUAAGCAAACUUGCUGCCGGCUGCGCAAAAAGGAAUCUUUUGAUACAGUUUGGUACUGGGAGGUGAUUUCUGCAUUGGAAAUGUCGUGUUCGGUGCAAAUAAAUGCCUUGGAACUGAAUGACAGGUUCCCGAUCUUAGCCAUAUGCAUAGUAACGUUGGCUCGUGCAGACCAACUGUUGACUCAGCUCAAUCUUUAUUACGCAGCUUGUUCUUGUCUGAAGAAGCCUACCGGUAGUAGCCUCUCUAACUAACAACCUGCUAUCAUCAUAGCACUCAGCUAGCUAGCUCUUCUGGGC